Messenger RNA from Laccaria bicolor S238N-H82, 2073 nucleotides. RefSeq lists its product as uncharacterized. The record is from RefSeq and is a predicted model, not a curated record. NCBI's taxonomy places the organism in Eukaryota, Fungi, Basidiomycota, Agaricomycetes, Agaricales, Hydnangiaceae. The transcript is spliced from 4 exons. The coding region runs from base 1 to 2073 and encodes 690 amino acids.
AUGGAAGUUCAAAUUCUCUUCAUGAUUUCGACGAUAUGUCGAUUGGGAGCUCCGUUGGUUCUCAGGCAGAAUCCCACUUACCCGACAAGAGUCAGAGACAUCCCUUCUGUCGCCCGAGAAUCGAUUAGGACUUCGCAGACAUCAUUCGUUCAACUCUUCUCGUGGCGCUUCACCAUCUGGAUCCUGGACGAGUCAAGACGAAGACCCGGAAACCGUCCACGAGCGGGAGAGAAACUGGAACUCUCCUCGCCCCAAGUGGCACGACCAUCCCCCAGCGAAACAUGGAUCUUUGUCACCGACGUCCCCUUCGGGGCAUUCUCCCUACCCCCACCCUCCUGCCAAGGGGCGACUUCACACAGAAAGUCAGAAUAUCUCAAUGAGUUCUGCGAACGGAGUCCACCAGCAACACAACACCCCCUCACCCCAAGAGAAGGGCCGAUCCAAACGCUUAUCCUUGCCUUCACCUCCACCAGUCUUCCCGGGAAGAGAAUCGCCGUCUGUCAUGGCUCUGCCGCGAAUCUUGGAUAUGGUUUAGUGCGAAAUCGUACAUUUUUGCCGCCCCUUGACCGUGAUCAUGAAUCACCGCAAAGAUCGCACCUACGGCCACAUACGCCAACUAGCUCAUCAGCGCCCGUGAAGAAGGGUUCUUUUAAAGAAAGUCACAUCCCCGUACGUUCUCCGAGGAAGACCAAUGUUCCUCGAUCAGCUCUCCAGGACGAUGACUUUACCUUAGAUGCAAACCAUCUUUUCAAGCAACAAUCACUCCCAUCGAUUGAAGCCGCAGAUAUGCAUUCCGAGAACGGCAAGUUUGGCCAAGAUAUGGAUGGCUCUUGCACUGACGCUACCGAUGAUCCGUCUCAAGAACGAACUCCCACCCUGCUGACCGUUCCCCCACCCCCCUUGGAGUCAACUCCAUCACAACCUAGUGCCCCUCCUUCACGAACUCCUCUCAGUGACGAACUACGCCUCCAAAACGCCCUUGCAUCUCACAUAAGUGACACCAUACUUCAAGAAUACUCCCCACCCCCCUCAGCGCCAGAGGAACCUCUCAGGAUUCCCAGUCCUCUCUUCUCGUCGACCCCACCACGCGAAUCAUUUCGCAAACCAACCUUACACACAACUCCGCCCAAGGAUUUGCCUGACCUGCCCGAUCCUCCUUCAACUGACGAAGAAGACUCUGAGCCUCUUCCGCCAAAGACUCACACCGCACUAAAUGGUGGGUCCGCUUUGGAACUGGCAGAAACACCCAGAGCUCCAGGAGGCUGGGCAACUGCACCAGCACCAGCCGGAAACACGAACCUUGCUUCGGACUAUCUCCAGGGAAAUGGGCAAGGUGUUGAAGAAUCAACUCACAUAUCCGAUAUAAAUAAUAUCAAUUGGACAGCCAUGAAAACUCCGAAGCCUCCAGGAAGUUGGAAUACGUUCGCUACUCCUAUACAAGCACCUCGGUUUGAUAGUCCCUCCAUUGAAGAUUCUUCAGUGCCAGUCGAAACAAACGGAGGUCUCGCAACUCCUGUGGCAUCGAUCUCAAAGGCAUCCCUGGCUUUUCAAACACCAGCAGCCCCUGGGGCGUGGGUUGCGACGCCAGCUACCAGGAAGAGCAUUUUGAAGGUCCGUUUUGACCCACAAGCCUCCAAAUCAGAUGAUUUUACUGCAGAGGAUGUCCCGGAACACUCCACGUACGAUGUCAUGAACUCCUCAGAAAGUAAUAUUGCGGCCAAUUCUGCUGGAAGUGAUACACGAGGAGCCAGGCCAUCUACCCCAGAGCUCCUGACACCAAUCUCACCUGGAUGUAGUCCCCAUAAUCCCCGCAAAUCGCCAAGUAUACGUAUCUUGGAUGCUUUUGGGAGGGAGCAAACCGACAUAGUCGAUGCCAAACCCGAUGCAUCAAACUCGGCACGGAGCAGCAGCACAAAACGGGUUCCGGAUGCGAUGGACCGUGAAGUGGAUGAGGAUGAAGAUGAGACUUUCACUGCACAGAGCGAUCAUCCCAUGAAUCGUGACGAACUGCUAUCUCGUGUUCGCCGAGGCCUUGGCGAUAUUGUCCAAGGGAUUGAUGAGCUCAGCCAGUGA